Callorhinchus milii (elephant shark) is the source of this 5716-nucleotide messenger RNA. It is a transcript of the gene brip1, whose product is annotated as BRCA1 interacting helicase 1. The transcript is spliced from 26 exons. Gene Ontology annotation, biological process: double-strand break repair involved in meiotic recombination; nucleotide-excision repair. The coding region runs from base 152 to 5716 and encodes 1854 amino acids. The record is from RefSeq and is a predicted model, not a curated record. Gene Ontology annotation, molecular function: DNA helicase activity; DNA binding; ATP binding. Lineage: Eukaryota; Metazoa; Chordata; Chondrichthyes; Chimaeriformes; Callorhinchidae. Gene Ontology annotation, cellular component: nucleus.
CGGUGGCUGCUGCGCAUGUGCGGGGCGGCGGCGGCGGGAGAGAGACAGAGAGAGAGAGAGAGAGAGGGAUUUGGGCGCAGUUUGAAAUGAGAAAGUGGCCGCAGAAAUGAAACAUUAAGCUUCAAUGCUUUUGUGUAUUUAACAAGUUAAAAUGGCAUCAUCAGAGUCGGAAUAUACUAUUGGUGGGGUGAAAAUUCUCUUUCCAUGCAAGGCAUACCCAUCCCAACUCGCCAUGAUGAAUUCAAUUAUUCGAGGUUUGAACUGCAGGCAGCACUGCCUAUUAGAGAGCCCAACAGGAAGUGGGAAGAGUCUUGCGUUGCUCUGUUCGGCACUGGCUUGGCAGCAGUCUCAAUAUGAAAAAGCUGCAGCUGGAGAUUCUUCAAGUGAUUGCAAGAAAGAGGGAAGCACAUCCUUGUGUAACUGCGACUGUCAUGUGGCAAGACCAUCUUCCGCUCAAACUACAGCAAUCAGCCAAACAGCAGCAACAAGUCCAGAUGCUUCAGCAAGUGCAAAAUUCUCACCAUAUUCAGACCAAGAUGCUGAUAAUAUUUCAAGGAAUACUUUGGCUUCUAAAUUACGUGCCAAGAUGACAGCAUCUUUAAUUGUGGUCGAUGAUGAUUUUCAAGUGGAAAAGAAGCGGAUACGUGAGCCGUUGAAUGACCCACCGGUGAGAAAGCGGAGGUGUUUUGAGCCAGGAAUACUUUAUAUUGACGAUGAAAGUGAUGGGGAGAAUGCAGGAUCGCACAAAUGGAAUGUAGAUUUGAAUUCCAAGGCGCAGCAUGUUAUACCUUCGCCACAAAUAUCGCUUCCUAGCACCUGCACUCUUUGUCCUUGUGCUUGUACAAAGACUGGAAAAGGUGAGAACGUUGCAAAAAGGAAGCAGAAAGGUGAAAAAAUGCAUAUCCCGAAAAUCUUUUUUGGGACUCGCACGCACAAGCAGAUAACGCAGAUCACUCAUGAACUGCGGCGCACAGCAUACUCCCGUGUCAGGAUGACAAUCCUAUCGAGCAGAGAUCAUACCUGUGUCCAUCCUGAAGUGUCGAGCAGCCACAACAGGAACGAGAAGUGCAAAGAACUCCUGGAAGAGAACAGUGGGAAAUCGUGUCUUUACUUUCAUGGUGUCCAUAAAAUGAAAGAACAGAGUAGUUUACAGUGUGUUCAUGGCCUGCAUCUCGCCUGGGAUAUAGAGGAGCUAUUGCGUGUUGGAAAGAAAAUCCGUGCGUGUGCAUACUUUGCAGCUCGGGAGCUCAUGCAAGACGCAGAUAUUGUGUUCUGUCCGUACAAUUACCUUUUGGACCCACAAAUAAGAGCGAGCAUGGAGAUUCAAUUGAAGGAUCAGAUUGUCAUUUUGGAUGAAGCACAUAAUAUUGAGAACUGCGCACAGGAGUCAUCUAGUUUUACUGUCUCACAAAAUCAGUUGCUGUUUGCUCGAGAAGAACUGGACAGCAUGGUCAACCAUGACAUCAGGAAAACUGACCAUGAACCACUGCGUGCAGUCUGCUACAGUUUCACCAAUUGGCUUAAGGAGAGCUCUGGCACUCUAGUGGAGAGAGAAUAUGAAACAUCCCACAGGGUUUGGCAUGGGAAGGAGAUGCUGAAUGUUUUUCACAGCUGGGGGUUAACAAGUUCUACAUUUCCCAUUUUACAGAAACACCUGGCUGCUGUGAUAGAAAAAGAAGAGAAAGUUAUUACAGUGGAUAGGCGAGAAGAGUUAAUAAAGCUGCCUACUGUAAGUGCUCCAACACAGAUGGUGUUGAAAGGACUCUUUAUGGUGCUUGAUUUUCUCUUCAGGGAUUCCAGCAGGUUUGCAGAUGACUAUAGGGUGGCAGUAUUACAGACUUAUAUGUGGACCAACCAGCCAGAUCUCGCUGAUGAAAAUGGUUUUUUUGCACGUCCACGGAAUAGAAGAAAAGCACGGCAGAAAACGUCUGUCUUAACGCUGAAUUUUUGGUGUCUCAACCCAGCAGUUGCUUUUUCAGAUCUUAGUGGUAGUUUAAGGACCAUUGUCCUGACAUCAGGAACGUUAUCCCCUAUGGAAUCCUUUUCCUCUGAACUUGGAGUGAAAUUCAGUAUCCAGCUGGAGGCAAAUCAUGUCAUUGACAAAUCGCAGGUGUGGGUAGGAACGAUUGGGUUAGGACCAAAAGGUCGGAAGCUCUGUGCCACAUUCCAGCAUACAGAGACAUUUGAGUUCCAGGAUGAGAUUGGAGAUUUGCUACUGCACAUCUGUCAGACUGUGACUCGGGGAGUCCUCUGCUUUUUGCCUUCAUACAAGAUGCUGGACAAGAUGCAAAAUCGCUGGAGGUACACAGGACUGUGGAAUAAACUGGAAGAGAUCAAAGUGGUCAUCACUGAGCCACAAGGAGGCGACAAAAAUGACUUUGAUGGAUUGCUAAAGUCCUAUUAUAACGCUAUAAAGGACAAAGGAGACAAAGAUGGAGCUCUCUUGGUAGCUGUUUGCAGGGGAAAAGUCAGUGAAGGACUGGAUUUCACUGAUGAUAAUGCCCGUGCUGUUGUUACAAUAGGAAUUCCUUUUCCUAAUAUCAAAAAUCUUCAGAUUGAACUGAAGCGGAAGUAUAAUGACCAGCAUUCACAGACCCGAGGUCUGCUUCGUGGUAGUCAGUGGUAUGAUAUUCAGGCGUUUCGAGCAUUGAACCAAGCACUGGGCAGGUGCAUCCGACAUAAGAAUGACUGGGGAGCACUGAUCCUGGUUGAUGAUCGAUUUAGGAAUAAUCCAAAUAGAUACAUAAAUGGGCUGUCAAAGUGGGUUCGUCAACAGGUCCACCAUCAUCCAGACUUCAGCAGUGCUUUACAGUCAUUGGCCACGUUUUCCAAAGCUCAGCAGGAAGAUGUUGACACUUUGCACAAGAGUAUUAACAAGGUGCUUGAUGUAGCCCCAGUAGGUGAAGGUGAAGGCUUGCUGAGGACUCCAGUUGUUCAGAACAAGGAUCUCCAAUCAGAGAUUUCCAACGCACAAGUUGGAAUCAUUAGUCCGAAUUGCACCCUGCCAGGUGCUAGCACGGCAAGCCGCAAGUUUAAUGCUGAUAUUAUUCCUCCACUUCCUUCCUGCAGUUCCGAUACAAUGAGAUCUGUGGAAGUACCAGGUCACCAAAACGACGAUCCUCCUACAAUCGUAAUGACCAGGACUCCGCUCUUCAGAAAUUCUCGUGUCCCAGGGAAAGGUGGAAACAUCGGUAACACAAAAUCAUCAACAACUAUUAUGCAGUAUUUCAAUAAAAGGCCUUUGACUUCAACCCCUAUACAGACACCACCACCACAGUCCCACAUAUCAACUGUUGACCUCACUCAAGAUUACGCUGAUGAUUGGAAUAUUCUGUGUAACUCUGUUAAAAAUAUUCAACAAAAAACGGAAAGAACUGCAUCUCACUGCAAUGGACUGUCAGAGAAAAAUCAAAAUUCAGCCGCAAUAAAUAUCACAGAGAAUAUAUUGUUAAAUGUAGUAAAAUGUGAAUCUCAGGAAAAACAAAUCAUGUACGACAGUAUAGGGAAUUCUUACAAUAGUUCUACGUCUGAGUCACCCUCUUCCGUUUCGGAUUCAGUUUGUGAGUGUGAGGCCGAGGUAAUAGAUGAAGAGGAGGAUAAUGAGAAGGAUGAUUCAUUGUUUUUUACUCCCGAGCUUUUUGAUGAGGAUCCAGAGGAAGACUAUUUAAUGGAAGCAAAGCAAAGUAGCCCCCAGAUAGCUGAUGGUACUGCUCUUGAACCUGAGAGCGUAGAAACUGAUAGUGCCAAAAUGUUUCAGAGUACCAAUGGAGAACCCGUUCACCUUGACAGGCCAGCAAGAUCCAAUGAGAAAGAUAUGGCGGGCUCAAUUAUCAGAGGGGAUUAUCUGUAUCCCCACCCGCAAGCGAAAGAUGACAAUGUGCCUAAAUUAACUGUACUGAUAGAUAGUGAGGAGGCUGCCAGCUCACAUUAUCAGCAAGUGGAUGAGCCAGCAGAAACUGACCAAAAACUAUCAAAGAGAAAACAUAGGCUGAGCAGAUCGAGAAAUAAAGGCAUUAAUAAUUCAUCGGCAUUGUCCAGAUGGAAUCACCAAAGUGAUAGCCCCAACAUGGAGAUUAGGACAGUAUCAAAACUUUGCGUCCCGAAACAAGAAAUCAGUUCAGUCUGUUCUGAGAGAGAACCUAGCCAUCGAAAGCCUAGUGUACGUCCGAGAGAUAGAAGGAAGGUUAUGGAGCAUGCUGAUGUUGAAAGUCGAAUGAACAAGCACAAAGAUUGUACAAAGAGAUCAAAUAAAAAUAAACAAAGUCGAAAACACAAGGAUGAUUUUUUAAAAUGGAAUGAUCUUUGCAAACAAAACAAAAGCAAAAAACACAAGCCAAGGUAUGCGGUGGGUGAAAAAGCCACAAAGUUCAACAUUGUCCAGGAGGCAAGUGUGGAAAUGAAUAACAAUAAGGAAAAUGUAGUGAAACGAAAGCCUGUUUUAUCGAAGGUGAGUGAUUCCACAAUAAUUCAAAAUACUGGAAGCUCAAAGACAGACAGUCUAGAUUUGAUUAUGCCGAGUUACAGCUUAAGAAGCAAACGUGUGAAAAUACUCCGCAACAGAUAUAAUCAAAGCACAACUCGGGUAGAAAAACAAAACCAAUUAAACGAUGAUCAGAUUGCUGAAGGAAAGGACACUUCACAUAGUAAAACAUCAACCAAAGCAGUCUUUUUCAAGCAGCGCAGAAAUAAGUUUACAAAACCUUAUAAAAUACGUGCGUUAGACUCUAAACAAUCGACAAAGAACAAAAGAGGAGCAAGAUCUAAGAUUGUUAGCGCUCAGCUGUUGGCUGGCUGUAUGCAGCAAGGGGAAGAAUGUCAUGGAAAGACCAAAGCUGACAGAGAGACAGCACCCACAGUCCAGUUUGAAGUACUAAUGGUAGAGGAAUAUCCUUCUCCAGUGCAUACGGCUUUUUUACAGUGUGAAAAGGAUACAAUAGAUACUUCGGGGAUAGGUGUCCAGGGGAAUGCACACUCUGAAAUGUUGGACUGCCUGCCCGAAAUUGGAAAGGCGAGCGCAUCAGACAAUAAAAUGAAUCCAAUUUUCUACCAAGGGAACAAUGCAUCAGUUGUAGAGAAAGAGAAUUCAGAACUUAAUUUACCAACUCUCACAAGGUUCAUCCCUGAUACAAAAAUCGGUUCAGGGUUAAAGAUAAACACAUCACGGAACAGAAAUAGUUACCGAAAAGCUAGAGGGAAGAAGAAGGAGAAGCAAGGACUACAGCCAUGCCAACUUGGACUGUAUUGUGUGUCCUGUGGUUCUGAAAUAUUCGCAGACGCCCCAGGCUUGCUGGUGAGAGCUCCCUGUAGGAGUAGCAGUAUUGCCAAACUGAAGACAAUCUUCCAAAACACAACUAGAAAAUCAAAGAUUCCGAACCUCCGUUGCUAUUGUCAAAAUCAACCAGCCCAGGCCACAAACUCGGAGGACAUUCUACUAGUUGUGGAAGACGAAAGAGGAAUUUCUUACCUUAAGGAAAGAACACAACCCUACGAAGCCACAAUAAUCAGCAAAGGACCUCAGCAGACUGGACUAACAUUAAAUGCCACAUGGAAUUCUCAGGAAUCUUCUCUAACCACCUACUUACAAUGCAGAAACUGUGUCAGUCAACUGACUCCUCACUGUUCAUUGAUAGGUGCUGAAAUAAUACAGCUAAAAAAUGUUCCUCAACCAAAGGUUAAGAGCAUUGGAAAUGAGAAAAAACUCAAUCUGCAAGAUUGA